AUGGCCGUGCCGCUGCUGAGCAAGAAGAUCGUGAAGAAGCGCACCAAGAAGUUUAAGAGGCCGCAGAGCGACCGCAAGAUCUCCGUUAAGGUGCCGAGAAGAAAAAUCUCCUCUUGCCUUCGUCCAAUUUUCACUUUGAAGUGAUUGUGUCUGCAUUUCAUUUGAAUCAUACAUUGCCUUGGGCUUGUUGAAAAGUAAUGCUCGUAAUAAUUAAAGUUUAUCUACGCAUCGUCAUCCCAGUUUUUCGUCGCAUUCCUUUGUUUCAUCUUUUUAGAAACGCGGGUAUUCAACUUUAAUUAUUAUGAAAGCUAGAGAUUGUCUUUUUAUGAUUGAUUACAUAUGGUUGUGAUUAUCAUGUAAAAAAUUCUUAGGUUGUCAUUUUAUUUUCGAAGCUUCAAUUCUUCGAUAUUACCUUUUAAGCAUACAUCGGAAGUGUAUUUUGGUCAUUCUGUCUGAAAAAGAGACAGCCAAUCACUGUUGCAGCAGUUGAAUCAUGCGUGUCUACCAUUUAUUUUGCUUACAUUUCUUCUUCAGAAGCUGUAGCAAUUAGGGUCUGAUAGUUGCUUUUCAUUUACCACAGCCGAGCUGGCGCAGGCCCAAGGGUAUUGAUUCACGAGUUAGAAGAAAGUUCAAAGGAUGCACCCUCAUGCCCAACAUUGGUUACGGCUCGGACAAGAAGACCCGUCACUACCUUCCCAAUCGCUUCAAGAAGUUUGUCGUUCACAAUGUCAAGGAUUUGGAACUCUUGAUGAUGCACAACAGGUGAGGCCCAAUAAAAAAGUCAACGUUUCUCACAUUGUAUAGAUUCCGAAGAGUCCUUCACUUUGACUAGGUGUUUAUUUUCGUAAUGUUUCAUGUGUUUCUUUGGUUAGAAGGAAUUUCCCUCUCGUUUUUUAGAGAUUCUUGUGCUGUUCAUGCCAGGUGCUUCCUACCUAAUCAAUUUACGUUUUUUAUUAAAUUUUUGUUUGCGUAGGACGUACUGUGCUGAGAUUGCACACAAUGUCUCGACAAGGAAGCGCAAGGACAUCGUGGAGAGGGCCGCCCAACUUGACAUCGUCGUUACCAACAAGCUGGCCAGGCUGCGUUCUCAGGAAGAUGAGUGA
Spirodela intermedia is the source of this 1103-nucleotide messenger RNA. The record is from the annotation of a GenBank genome assembly. NCBI's taxonomy places the organism in Eukaryota, Viridiplantae, Streptophyta, Magnoliopsida, Alismatales, Araceae.